AUGUCAACCGCUGCCCUCACACCCGACGAAUUGAACGGAACCAGUCCCAUAUUCCAGGUCUCUCCUCAGGAGAACCGCGUACUUGUUGCACCAACGUAUGAGAGGCUGGGCUUGAACAACUUCCGAUUCCUCUUCUGUUGCUGGCAGAUGUCAAGCGCUCCCCCAAUCAUUACAAAGCCAGUCGCGUCACCAACCGCAUCCUCGACCGCCGCUCUGACUGCAGUCCCAACGCCGCCCGGGGAGCUCGACGGUACCAAUCCUAUAUUCCACAUCUCCCCGCAAGACUUCAUAACUCUUGCGCCUCCAACCGUUCAUCGAUCCCACGCUGGCCUGCGGAUCAAUCAUCUACAACAUGACCAGGAACACCAAGCCCUGAGCUCUGCUCUCGUGGGUCAUGCCUACGACGGGCUUGAUUAUACACGUUUGUUAUCCAGCCUUGAACGACAGCACAUGACUGACUCUGUAAUAGAGACCUACUACUCUUCUGCCGGUACCAGGACAGUCACCGAUCCUCUCAACACCGUGAGACAGACCCGCAUCGCUCCCAUCCCCGAAGCCGCCGAGCACCAUCCUCCGCUCGCACCUAUACGUCCUCCAACCUCGCCCUUCCUACGCUGGACUCAGCAGAUUCCAGACCCCGUUCCCGUGCGCAACCUUCCCGUCAUAACGGUCUCGCCGCCCCGAGGAGAACCACGCGCUGCCUUCCUCGAGACUGACGAUAUCCAGGGCAGAAUGGCUACCGCGCCGUACUUGAGACCGCGCCGAUGGUAG
Messenger RNA from Didymosphaeria variabile, 771 nucleotides. RefSeq lists its product as uncharacterized. The coding region runs from base 1 to 771 and encodes 256 amino acids. The record is from RefSeq and is a predicted model, not a curated record. The transcript has a single exon. Lineage: Eukaryota; Fungi; Ascomycota; Dothideomycetes; Pleosporales; Didymosphaeriaceae.